Molecule: messenger RNA, 2623 nt
Organism: Capsella rubella
Lineage: Eukaryota; Viridiplantae; Streptophyta; Magnoliopsida; Brassicales; Brassicaceae
Product: methyltransferase-like protein 13
Exons: 16
Coding region: 88-2418 (776 amino acids)
Molecular function (GO): S-adenosylmethionine-dependent methyltransferase activity
Source: RefSeq, a predicted model, not a curated record
UCGUCACCGUGUGUUGUCAGAGUGUGUAAAUCCUUAGACUGGAAAAUUAGGGUUUUUGGAACUUGGGUGUGAGAUUCUAUAGCAGAUAUGGGGAAGAAGAAAGGAGGCAAAGCAGCUGCUCCAGCAGAUGAUUUCUUACAAACCCUGGAAGACUUCACCAGCAAAGAGAACUGGGAUAAAUUCUUCACUCUCAGAGGCAACGACGACUCUUUCGAGUGGUAUGCUGAGUGGCCUCAGCUCCGUGACACGCUUUUACCUCUCCUCCAAGAAUCAUCAUCUUCAUCUUCUGGCUCGCUUCAGAUUCUGGUUCCUGGAUGCGGAAACUCCCGCCUUUCUGAGCAUUUGUACGAUGCUGGAUUCCGUGACAUCACCAAUGUCGACUUUUCCAAGGUUGUUAUCUCCGAUAUGCUUCGUCGGAACAUUAGGACUCGGCCUCAACUGCGUUGGCGAGUUAUGGACAUCACAAAGAUGCAGUUGGCAGAUGAAUCCUUUGAUACGGUUCUGGAUAAAGGUGCUCUUGAUGCUUUGAUGGAGCCCGAAGUUGGUACCAAGCUGGGAAAUCAAUACUUAACAGAGGCCAAGCGGGUUUUGAAACCUGGAGGGAAGUUUAUCUGUCUAACGCUGGCGGAGUCUCAUGUCUUAGCAUUGCUCUUUUCAAAACUUCGUUUUGGUUGGAAGAUGACGGUCCAUUCAAUCUCUCAAAAACGCUCCAAUCUUAAAACGUUUAUGGUGGUGGCUGAAAAGGAAAAGUCCAUUUUAUUGCACGAUAUUACCUCUUCUUUCGAUCUUUUAUCUAUUGGUCGCAACGAUAACCAGGGCUCUGGUAUGCGUGAAGCCCUCGAGAGUGAGAACCAAAUACGUAGAGACUGCAAUAAUGGCUCAGACUUACUGUACUCUCAUGAAGAUUUGAAACUUGGUAUUAAAGGAGAUUUGGCAGAGCUUACUGGAGGCCGCCGUAUAAAAUUUACUUUGGCUAGCAAUUUCAGUUAUAGAGCUGUGCUUCUUGAUGCUCAGAAGCAGACUGAGCCAUUUGUGUAUCAUUGUGGUGUUUUUCUUGUCCCCAAGACUCGUGCUCAUGAGUGGCUGUUCUGUUCAGAGGAAGGACAGUGGCAGGUUAUCGAGAGUUCUCAGGCUGCUCGUCUCAUAAUGGUUUUCCUCGACAGUAGCCAUAGUGGUGUUGCCAUGGAGGAUAUCCAGAAUGAUUUAUCUCCCAUGGUGACACAACUAGCUCCUAGAAAUGAUGAUGAAGCAGCUCGCAUACCGUAUAUGAUGGCAAGUGAUGGAAUCAAAAAGCGUGAUACCGUUCACGAGGUUACAUCUUCCUUGACUGGAAAAGUGGUCGUUGAAGAUGUGGUUUAUGAAAGCACUCCUAGUAAUCUUGAAGGCUUAUCUCCUAGCGAUUUGGCAUUUCGACGCCUUGUAUUCAAAAGAACCGAGGGUUUGAUACAAUCUGAAGCUUUACUUGUAGAGGAUGGUGAGAUUCUUGAACUAUCUCAGAAAGACAAAACUGUUUCCCAAUCAAAACGAAAGGGAAAUAAAAAACAAAACCAAGAAUCUAGCGGACCUCUCAUGAAGGUCUCUCAUGAUUAUUUGGCUAGCUCUUACCACACUGGAAUUAUUUCUGGCUUCACAUUGGUAUCUUCCUACCUGAAGAAGGCUGAAUCAUGCGGAAAGAUGGUUAAGACUGUUAUAAUUGGUCUUGGAGCAGGAUUACUUCCCAUGUUCCUCCAUGGAUGUUUGCCAUUUUCUGAUGUUGAGGCGGUUGAGCUUGACCCGGUAAUGCUUAGUGUUGGCAAGGAUUACUUUGGUUUCACACAAACUGAUCGCUUGAAGGUGCAUAUUGCUGAUGGGAUCAAAUUCAUUAGAGAUAUAACAAACUCUGAAACUCCUGCUGAUGGGAUCAAAUUCAUUAGAGAUAUAACAAACUCUGAAACUCCUUCUGAGGAAACCUCAAACGCUGUGCCACAAUCGACUAGCUCAAAUGGGGAUUCCACAACUUAUACUGUCAAAGGCGGAACUUGUCCUGACAUUCUGAUUGUAGAUGUGGAUUCAGCAGAUUCAAGCGGGGGUUUAACCUGUCCUGCAUCUGAGUUUAUCGAAGAGACAUUUCUUCUUUCGGUAAAGCGCGCUCUCCCUGAGCACGGUCUUUUCGUGGUGAACUUGGUAUCGAGGUCACAAUCCGUCAAAGAUAUGGUAGUAUCAAGAAUGAAAAAGGUAUUCGAUCACUUGUUUGGCCUGCAACUAGAAGAGGAAGAUGACGUAAACGUGGUGCUAUUUGGGCUUUGCUCUGAAUCCGUAAUCAGCGAGAGCGAUAUCCCAGAAUCUGCAUUAAUACUAGAGGGGUUGCUCAAGUGCCAGAGACCGGAGACAAAGCAAAGCAUCCUAGAGGCUACAAAGAAGUUGAAAUGCUGGAAAUAAAACAAUUCUUUAUUUUAUUUUGUUUCCUUUAUCCAUACGCAAAAUGGAAAAAUGAAGCGUGUGGUUGGUUUUGUAUUCAUAAUAACCUUUUUCUUGUUGUUGGUGUUAAGAGACCUACACCAAAGUUAUUGAAGCAUUCAAUAUGGAUGAUGAUGAUAGUUAAACAUCGACGUCUUGAAUUAAUUGAUGCAGUUUUUGGAAACUA